This is a messenger RNA of Seminavis robusta, 4039 nucleotides long. The record is from the annotation of a GenBank genome assembly. Lineage: Eukaryota; Bacillariophyta; Bacillariophyceae; Naviculales; Naviculaceae.
AGACAGACCAUGGUGUUGUUGUCGGGCCGUUUGUUUGUACCACUUGGGAGCGGCGUUCCAUUGAAAUCUCUGUGUUGCGGGUUGUCUCUGUUGUUCCAGUUACGGUAGUUAGUCUACUAGCGUCAAGACAAGAGACCACCAGUGCGAGUGCUCUAUUAUUGGAGCCUGCCUUGGACCAGGAAAUAGAAGAAAGCGCUAGCUAUCACAAGUUUCUGUCUCGAUCGAGGAGGCCGAAUUCGUUAGUCUAUUCAUUCUACAAAAGAAAAGAGUGGAGGGGAAAGUUCAGUCUAGCUAGUUGACGAUGCCGUCUUACUUUGACAAUCUGCGAGACGAAGAGUACCAUCCCAGCGGCAGUCGUAGUAGAAGUCGCAGUCGCAAUACAUGUAAUGAUGGCAGUGAUCAAGAGUACUUGGACGAAUCGUACGAUCGGUUCAGUGAUGAACCCGACUCUCGUGACUCUGGCGGAAGAGGCCCUCAGGCGCCAUACACGUCUUCUUCUACUAGUCGAGAGUACGGAACUACUACUACUACUUCGAACAAGAAGAAGAAGAAGAAGAAGAAACCCAGUCAAACGUCUUCGUCGGAUGAACAUGAUUACACAAGUUCCACGACGAGUGCCAUGAGUUACAGUCGAUCGUCUUCCAGCAAUCCAAACAACAAUAACGGUGGGAAUGACAUUUACGCGGCAUACACCAAGAAUAAAGAGAAGAAGAAUGAUCUGUUCGAAGCGUAUCGAAAGCUGGCAGUCAUCCACACUGGGAAUCCAAACUCCAACGGGCGAGCCAGCACCACGAUCACCAGGAGUACUACUACUGGCAGUGGAAACCAAACCACCAUCACUAGCAACCAUGAUGAAGAAGAACAUGCCAGUGCCAGUACUCAAUUGAGUACAGAAGAAGAGGAACAUUCACAACUACAACACUCCACAGAACCACUCCACAAAGGACCUACCAACAUGAGAAUUGACACAAGUGCCAACAAUAGCUCGGCUGCGACUUCCAGCAAGAAGAAACAAAAACAAACCAAGCAAAAGACACCUCCAUCAUCAACAUCAUCAUCCACACUGGCACCGGACUAUGGAGCUCCAGAGUUCCCACCUCCCACAGCAGCAACAGCAGCACCACCCAAGACCAAGAGAAAAACCAUCAAAAAGAAAGCUAGCACUGUCAGUACGGCCAGUCGCUCUGGUACGGGAGGAAAAUCACCUUCUCCUGUACUGCAACGGCCUCAAGAGCCAACGCAGCAGCAGGAUGACGACACGCUCUUGCACAGUAGUCACUCCGGUCCAAACAACAACAACAACAACACUACCAAAAAGAAGAAAAAGAAACAAACCAAACAGCAACAACAACCAAAGCCCCAAGACCCUCCGACGUCGCCUCCGAAACCCACUCAUUACGUUCGUGUCACGGACUACGAACAGCCUAAAAGACCCAGCAAAGCACAAUCGCAGCAACAUCUUCUUCAUGACACUAGCAAUUCCACACCACCUCCACAAAUAUAUGCGCCGGCACAGCAAGACAACAGCAACAAUCAGAGCCCCAUUCCACCACUCGCAAAGAUCGAAGACGAGAGUAGCCGCAACACGGGACCUGUCAUUCCACCACAUCCUCCCCUGGGCGUCGUACACAGUCCCGUCAAAACACCGCACCCGCCCUCACAAAUACGAUGGGCCAGCAACUCGUACCAGUAUCAGUCGCAACAAUCCAUGACACAUCAACAACAACAUCCACCCAUUGGAAUGGUCGAACAGGCGCCACCACGGCUUCGUGGUCCCCAAGAAUCCGUCAGCACCAUUGACAACGAGGACCUCGCUAGUCUAGACCCAAAAAACUUUCAACUCAAGAGUUCGCUCGAUCGAGGAUCCAUAAAAGAUGUCGCUCACUACAGUAGACGAAUGGAUGUAGUCAAGGAAAAUCUCAGACGAAACAUUACCAUUGAAGAACCAUCCGAGAAAAGUGGAAUCGACAACAGCAAGAACAAGGAAAAGAGAAAGACUGUCAAACGCGGCGUGAAAAAGGAUAGCAGCAGAAAGAGCGUCGCCGAUGAUGCAUCCUCGUCGGAAUCCAGUAAAUCCUCCAAGGGUGGAAUCAUGGCAUUCCUAUCCACAUUCAAGGGACAUCCCAAAGCCAGAGAAAGAGAUCACCUCACCGAAAGUGAACGAAGGGCUCGUGACAAUCCGUUCUUGAAUCGGCCCACCGGGAUCAAACUUUCUAACACCGUCGGUCUACACAAAAAGGAACGCAAAGGCCAUGACUUGGACGGAUCGUCGCGGAGUGGAAGUUCAUCCAGUCGCAGUCGAUCCAUGGCCACUCAUUCCCUCGCUGGAACCAGCUAUUCCUCCUACGAGAAAACCUUGCAAGAAAAGUACUGUCCGCUACCAACACCCGUCAAGAAGAUUCAACAAUUCUGUGGCAAAAUUGUCACCAACACCAACUUUCAAGUCUUUAUGAUCUUUCUCAUCAUGUUGAAUGCACUCGUGCUAGGUAUUGCCACAUACGAAUUCGAAAACCCAAAAGUGCCAGAAGUUUUGGAUUACAUCGACAAGGUACUGUUGGUCAUUUUCACCGUGGAACUCGCACUGCAAUUUGGAUAUUGUGGAGUCACGCUCUUUCUGGACGGAUGGCUUGUCUUUGAUACACUCACCGUCGUGACCAGUUGGUGGCUGGAAGGAGUACAAGUCUUUCGGUCCUUUCGCAUUUUCCGAUCCUUUCGAUUGAUUGUUCGAUUGCCAUUGCUCAAGAACUUGGUCUUGACCGUAUUUCACGUCAUGCCAAGAAUCUAUUCCAUUUUGGGAUUGCUUCUGCUCAUCUUGUACGUCUACGGUGUCCUCUGUACCAUUCUGUUUGGAGACAUGUACGAAUUGGGAUUGACCGACAAGAAUUAUUUCAGUCGGCUCGAUUAUUCCGUUUUUACAUUAUUCCAAAUGGUGACGCUGGAAGGUUGGGGUGAUAUCGUCCGUCAAGUGCGAGCUGUCCAUUCGAGUAUCGCCACCAUGAUCUUUUCGUCAUUCAUCAUUUUUACCGGAUUCAUCAUGUACAACUUGAUUGUUGCCGUCAUGUGCGAUUCGAUGCUUGUCAUUGAAGCCCAAGGACGAGAAGAAAUUCGACAGCAGCAGCAAGAAAAGAAACGAUUGGCCGAAUCGGCCAAGGAAGAAGAGGAAAAGAGAAUUAUCGAUGAAAUGCUGCGGCAGAGAAAGGAGGACGGAAUUCGCCGACGACGCCUCCUUGGUCUCGUCGGGGAAGAUUCCACCGUGAGCUAUCACGAGAGCACCACUCAUCGGUCCGGUCACGAGCACGAUGAGCCAAGCUGGGAACACAUGUCAGAUGUGGAAGAAGAAGAGGAGGAAGACGAAGAUGAGAUCGAGUGGAGGGAAGUCAUGUGCGAGCAUUGCGAGGGUUUCUUUGAAAUCCACAAAUAUCCACCGUCCGUUCGAAGACGAAACAUGUUGCGGGAUGAGUUGAUGGCGAAGAAUCAAGAGCGUAUUGGUCAAUUGCAACAAAAGGUGGCACAAAUGGCCGAAACGCAGCAGCGAGUUACGGCCGUGCUGCAAACGCUCAUGCAUGAAAUUGAAGCGAGCCGAAUGAGGGCAAUGAACGAUGGCAGUGCCAUGAUGCUCAUGGGGGAUACCAGCAUUGGCGAGGAUACGCAUAACGAGGAAGAGCGAGUGCGGUUGGGGAAGGAUCAGUGAGAUCGCAUGAAGUUGACGGUGAAGUUGGUUGGGACAAAAUCUUCACCCUGUACGAGUACAUAUUAGACAUGACAAAAUGCUUGUCCUCGCGCCUUGCUGCAAUUCCUUCCAAGCCUCGUGCCUGACUAGAAAAAACCUGUUGCCACCUCUUGCCGUCCGGGAGUGACCAUCGUGCAGUGCAUCAGGAUCACGGCAUGGCAAAAUUUUCUGCGGCAGCUUGUGUUGCUUGCUUGAAGGGCUUCAAAGCUCCCGCGCGGUGUAUGCCUACAUUUUCAGUAUCCAAUAGGGUAACAUGCAUAUACUUGAUUGUACACUGAUUCAUAACAGACGCCUGCCAUAUUUUACAAC